Molecule: messenger RNA, 1692 nt
Organism: Lithohypha guttulata
Lineage: Eukaryota; Fungi; Ascomycota; Eurotiomycetes; Chaetothyriales; Trichomeriaceae
Exons: 3
Coding region: 1-1692 (563 amino acids)
Source: RefSeq, a predicted model, not a curated record
AUGAGGUUCUCUAUCACAAAAGCGUUCAUUGUAGCGCUCGCAACCACUGAGAUUGCAGCCGCUAGCAGCUGGUUCCCAGGCAGCAAAGCUGCAUAUAACAAAUGGCAUGAGACCGAGUUGGAACGAUGGCUCUCAGACCACGAUGUUCCAUACCCCUCCCCAGCUGAUCGCAAAGACCUGGAAAGCCUUGUCAAGGACAACUGGCAAGCCAAUGUAGUUGAUCCAAUUUCCUCUACUGGAUCGAAAGUCGAUGAUCACUAUGGUGGUGUCAAAGGCUGGAUCUUCGAUUCUUGGACCGAGUCAAGCCUGAAAUCCUUCCUUGACCAUCACAAUGUCCCAGCUCCUCAGCCACGCAACCGAGACAGCCUCCUUGCUGCUGCCCGACAGAAUUACGAUGCCAUUGCCAAGAAGGCUGGCGAAUACUCUCAAUACCCUGGUGACUGGCUCUACCACUCCUGGUCAGAGUCAGACCUGAAAGAGUUUCUAGAUGCCCGUGGUCUUCCUUCUCCUCAGCCAACAACCCGAGACAAGCUUAUCGCGUCAGUCCGACGCAAUGCCCGGCUUUCGAGCCUCAACAUGUCUGCCGCUGUAUCAUCCGCUUCCAAAUCCGCUGCAAGUGCCACUGCUGGCGUCAGUAAGUCUGCUGCAAGUGCACAACAGAGUUUGAGUGACGCUCUCUAUGAUGCCUGGUCUGACAGUCAGCUUAAGGAGUUCCUCGACCGCAACGGCAUCCCAGUUCCUCAAGGUAGCCGAAAGAACGAGCUGAUUGCUCUUGCACGAAAGAACGCAGCUAAAUUCUCUGGCAACGAACAAUCGUCGUUGUCUGCGUCCGGCGCUUCUGCCUAUGGUGCUGCUACCUCGAGCGCUGGCAACCAAUACGCCAAGGCUACUGAUGCUACUCAGCAAAAGGGCGAGGAAGCUUUCGAUGCUGCCCUCAGUUCAUGGUCUGAUUCCAGAAUCAAGGCAUAUCUUGACUCCCGUGGCGUCCCUGUUCCGCAAGGUGGUAAGCGUGAUGAGCUCCUUGCUCAGGCCCGCCUUAACAAGCACAAAGCUUCGACUGGUUAUUCUGCCUGGACUUUCGACACCUGGACAGCAGAGAACCUACAGAAAUACCUUGACAGCCAAGGCAAGAAGGCCAAGAAGGGUGCCAAGGCCAAUCGCGACGAACUCGUCAAGCAAGCUCAAGAUUCCUAUGCCUCUGCCUCAAAGAAGGGUGGAAACCAAUACGCAUCAGUCACGAACUAUCUAGCUAAGCAAACUGACGCUGCCAAGGCGAACGUCUUUGACACCUGGUCUGACAGUGAUCUCAAAUCUUACCUUGACUCCUAUGGUGUGACCAAUUACCAAGGUAAGACCACCAACGAGCUACGGGCCGAGGCCAAGAAGCAAUACAACUAUUUCAAGCAUGGCUCCUCUACGCCAUCUGGCACGGUCUUUGCUCAGCUUCAAAACGUCUUGUUCGCACCUUUGCAGUACGUUUACAACUUGGUCGCGCCUGCUGCUUCCUCGGCAUCUGGUGCCGCUGUAGCAUCUGCUUCUUCGGCCUCAGGCGUUGGUGGCAAGUCUGCCUCCUCUGCUUCAAGCGCUGCCUCCGCUUCGGCGUCUUCCGCCUCAAGUGCUGCUUCGGCUUCAGCCUCUUCUGCCUCGAGCGUCGCUGCAGCAAGUGCGUCUUCUUUGAAGAACGAGUUGUAA